AUGAACCAUUCAACAGUGUUAAUAAAAAAACUCGAUCGAUUAGCUCGAGAUAUUACUUUUACACGAUCUAUUGAUUUCGUGACAAUAUUAUCAAAUAAAAAGAGUAAGUCAAGAAGAAAUUCAACACUGGAUCGAUUCUGUGUUGAUAUAAUACCUCGAAUUCAACACAAUAUUGAAUCACUGACUCUUGAUCGAUUAUCAAUUGAUCGUGUUCUUCGCAUUGGAAAUUAUCUUAAACUAUGGAAACUUACGCUUGUUAAUCUUUCACUUAAAACGGCACGUGAUAUUUUCAAUGAUAAUUUUGGAUUUUCGCCAUUAUCACUUAGGAAUUUAUCAUCUACAACGUUUUAUUCAUCAAGUAUUGGUUAUUUGAAUGUUACGGUACGACAUUUUAACGACUGUCUUUGUCUACUUGAUGGACGUUUCACUUGUUUACAUACAGUUAUUGUGAAAGUUGGAAUUAUCAAGAAUUCGUCAAAAACUAUAAACAAUAAGAAAAUCGUGUCAAAUUUGAAAUGUUUUUCAUUGUUUUCACUUAAUGAAACAACUAAAUAUGAUAAUCGAAUCGUACCACUUCUUCAACAAAUGUCACAAUUGGAGAAACUCACAUUAUCGCUUUGCGUUACACAUCGAGCAUCAUUUAUUGAUGGUACUCAAUUGUAUAAUGAUGUAUUAAAGAACAUGCCACAUUUACAAUCAUUCUUUUUUUAUAUCGUUACUGAAUACGUUCAGAUGAAGAAAGAACUAGUACCGUUAUGUGACAAUAUUCGGCGUACAUUCGUUGAAAACGGUUAUUCGCUUCCCUUCAAUAUGGAGCGUAUGCAUAGCGUUACUAACAAUUUUCCUGGUGGUCUGUUCAUGAAUGUUCGUCGUCCAUUCGAACAUUAUUUUUUUACUCGAAUCUCGGUGUCCUUUUCAUUGCUCACUAGCUUGGAAAUAUCCAAUUUACAUCCACAACAAAAGAAGUUCAUACAACAACCCGAUGAACCUGAUAAAACAUCAUUAAUUAGUAUAUACUCAAAUCUUGUGGAACUCAGUUUCUUUUUUGCGGACAUUGACUACAUCAAACAAUUUCUUCUUGACUCAAAUAUGCGUUUACCUCAUCUUAACAAAUUACAUGUUAAUUAUGAUAAACUGAUGACGGUAACAAAUAAUUUCACAAAGGUAGCAGCUCAUUGCAAGUGUGAAAAAUUAAAAUAUAUUACUUUUGAUGCAACAAUACCAGCAAUAGUAUAUUCGAAAAACUUCUUUCUUUAUUUUUCAUCAUUGGAAACAUAUAAAAGUAUAGAUCGUUUUUUGACUUGA
Rotaria socialis is the source of this 1305-nucleotide messenger RNA. Lineage: Eukaryota; Metazoa; Rotifera; Eurotatoria; Philodinida; Philodinidae. The record is from the annotation of a GenBank genome assembly.